Molecule: messenger RNA, 1508 nt
Organism: Umbelopsis ramanniana AG
Lineage: Eukaryota; Fungi; Mucoromycota; Umbelopsidomycetes; Umbelopsidales; Umbelopsidaceae
Exons: 3
Coding region: 136-1338 (400 amino acids)
Biological process (GO): pyruvate decarboxylation to acetyl-CoA
Cellular component (GO): intracellular membrane-bounded organelle
Molecular function (GO): pyruvate dehydrogenase (acetyl-transferring) activity
Source: RefSeq, a predicted model, not a curated record
UGCCCCAAAAUGAAGUUUAACAGCAGCCAAUCAGCUUGGGGUUCGGGAGGGAGCCAGAAACCCUCUCUCACACUGUCACUGAAAAAAUUCUUUUCGAGCUGAACUCGUUUCUUUUCACCCUUUCUUUCCGUCACCAUGCUUCGCUCAACCGCAUCUCGCUUGUUGGCUAACGUCCGAGUCGCCCCUAAGGCCUUUGCUCCUGCCCGUGCUUUCUCUACCACUGCUCCUAGCUUCUUCGCUUCUGCCACCGAUGCUUCUGAGAAAGUCAAGAUCACCCUCCCAGAGUCUUCUUUCGAGGUUUACAACCUUGAGAAGCCUUCUUUGGAACUAGAGUUCUCCAAGGAAGCGCUGGUCGAUAUGUACACAAAGAUGGUCACCAUGCGCAGAAUGGAGAUGGCUGCUGAUGCCCUUUACAAGGCCAAGCAAAUCCGUGGUUUCUGCCACUUGUGCACUGGACAGGAAGCUGUCUCUGUCGGUAUGGAAUCUGCUAUCAACUCUAGCGAUCAAAUCAUCACUGCCUACAGAUGCCACGGUUUCACCUACGUCCGUGGUGGAUCCAUCAAGAGCAUCAUUGGUGAACUUUUGGGUCGUGAAUGCGGUAUCUCCAAGGGAAAGGGUGGCUCUAUGCACAUGUUCUCCCCCGCUUUCUAUGGUGGUAACGGUAUUGUCGGUGCUCAAGUCCCUCUUGGUGCCGGUAUUGCUUUCACCCAAAAGUACUUGGACAUCCCUGCCGUCACUUUCUCUUUGUACGGUGAUGGUGCUUCCAACCAAGGUCAAGUCUUCGAGGCUUACAACAUGGCCAAGCUUUGGGAUCUUCCCUGCGUCUUUGUUUGCGAGAACAACAAGUAUGGUAUGGGUACCUCUGCUGCCAGAUCUUCUGCUUCUACCCAAUACUAUACCCGCGCUGGUUACAUUCCUGGUAUUCAGGUCAACGGAAUGGAUGUCUUUGCUGUUCACCAAGCCUGCAAGUUUGCCAAGGAAUGGACCACUUCUGGCAAGGGUCCUCUUGUCAUGGAAUUGAACACCUACCGUUAUGGUGGUCACUCCAUGUCUGACCCCGGUACCACUUACCGUACCCGUGAGGAAAUUCAACACAUGCGUUCCACCUCCGAUCCCAUCACCGGUCUCAAGCAACACCUUCUUGACAACAGCGUCGCCUCUGAAGCUGAGCUCAAGGCCAUCGAUAAGGAAGCCCGCAAGAUCGUUGAUGAGGCUGUCAAGGAAGCUCAAGCUUCCCCCGAGCCUGACUUGAAGGAGUUCUGGACCGACAUCUACCAACCCGGUUCUGAGCCCGUGAUGGUUCGUGGCCGUGAACCUGGCGAAUCCCACUGGUACUAAAUCAAACACUUGGGAUAUCGUUGAUAUUCGUUUGAUGUAGAAAAAAAUCCUUCAAAAGAAAAAAAAAAAAUCUAAACAGAUACAACCAAAAUCUUUCACGCUCAGUAACUAUUUGUGGUUCUGUUCUAUCCACUUUCUACUCUCUCCCUUAUCAUUUUUUACGCCAUGCU